UGUUAUGGCCACACAACCACAGCUCAUUGUGAUCUGGUUGAGAGCUCCUGCUUCAAUACUGAGAAGCACAAGUUAAGGUCCAGAAUUGUGUCCAACCACAGCUUUUCCCUGAGCAUGGUGACAUCGAGUGGAACGUUACAGACCCAGUAGAUGACUUCUGGAGCUGGGCUCAGUCCUCACGGAAAAAGCUUCAACAUGCUGGCCAUCAUUGAGUCCUGGGAAGAGGAGGGGAGCUACUACGAGGACAGCACCGGUCAGUUUCUGUUCAUCUUGCUGUUAAAGGUGGGCCUGGACUGUCUGGUCCUGUCGAUGUGCUUGCGCUGGCUACACACCUCCUUCAUGGGCGUCUGUGGCCUCUCCGUCUUCCUGGUCGAUGUGUUGUUGUUGUGCGCUGUGGCGGCUGUGUGGUUCCUCGGAUCCGCCCGCUCCCCGGUGUCCAUCUGCUUCCUCUUGGCUCAUGCCUCAGCCGUGUUCAACGCGCUGCCUCUGCCCAUGCUGGGCCUGGGGCUGCUGGACUACGCCUCCGAGCCACGCUACACCACGUGCCACGACGCUCCCUGUAGGGACCUAUGGAACUAUGCCCUGACGCUGCUGGUGUGGGUGCUUGCCGGUGUGCACUCCUGCUGCUCAGCAGUCACCAUCCUCCUAGAGGUUGAGUACGAGGGAGGGAGGAACGCUUUAGGGUGCACUGUGCAGGAGUCUGUGUUUGUGGUACAUUUCUCAGUGGGGAUCUCCGUGGCCAUCUGCUGUGUAAUGCUGCUCCACUACAAACAGAUGCCUUUGUGGCUGAAGGAGGCCAACAGGCUGUCAGAGCAGAGGGAUAAAGUUAACCCAAUGUUGCAGAGCCACUUGAGAUUCAGGUAUGCCAAGUUACAGCAGCUAGGGGGUGACGAGGACGAGCAGAAAGCACUGUCAGUGGAGACUGAAUGGCAGAGGCCCCCCCUUUACCUCAGCCUGACUUUGGACUUUGGCACAACGUGGGCAUCUUACCUGGUCAUGUGCAUCGCCUGUGAGCUUUUGGGCCUUGCAGUCCCUGCCUACAUCAGCAUCAACCUCCUAUGGUUGGAGUGUGCCAACAGCGUAUUGGUGGGGCUGGUGUUUUGGCUCAAGAGCGACUGACUGAGGCCUUACACCGCCAGUGGCAUGUUUACUGGCACUUAAAGUAAAGAUUCAACCUUUUUUUAAAUUUUUUAAAUAUUUUAUUUUACAAUUUUCCAUACAGACAAAAAUAAUAAAAACACAAAUAAAAUGAUAUGUAGGCUACGCCGGGCGGCAGGGUAGCCUAGUGGUUAGAGCGUUGGACUAGUAACCGAAAGGUUGCAAGAUCCCCAAGCUGACAAGGUACAAAUCUGUUGUUCUGCCCCUGAACAAGGCAGUUAACCCACUGUUUCUAGGCCAUCAAUGAAAAUAAGAAUUUGUUCUUAACUGACUUGCCUAG
Messenger RNA from Oncorhynchus nerka (sockeye salmon), 1438 nucleotides. RefSeq names its product probable G-protein coupled receptor 160. NCBI's taxonomy places the organism in Eukaryota, Metazoa, Chordata, Actinopteri, Salmoniformes, Salmonidae. The transcript has 2 exons. Gene Ontology annotation, cellular component: plasma membrane; signaling receptor complex. The coding region runs from base 151 to 1119 and encodes 322 amino acids. The record is from RefSeq and is a predicted model, not a curated record.